UGAUGCUUUCGUAAGUCUAAAAUAUGCCGACACUUUUUUAAAGAUUCUUUAGAAAAUAAAAGCACUUACUCGUCUUUUUCCGAGGCACAAAUCACACACUUUAAAUUAUCAGUCAUACUGAUAAAGUAUGGAAUACGCAGUAUUAGUGGUGACGUCACAAUUUGUAACUGUAUCUAAACAAACAUAUCGUCCAUUUAGAUACAAUAGCUGUGAUUUUAGAUCAGUUAUUAUUUCCUUAUAUUCGAAAAAAAAAUAAAUUAUUUUAACUUGUAUACAUUCACUAGGACGUUUACUAAAGUAUAUAUUCGACUCCAAUCAAAACAGCGUUUUUCAUCUAAAUAAUAAUGGUGCAGUGUUGGGCACCUAGCUGUAAGCAUUACAAUGUCAGAGAGCGUUGUAAGUUUUAUAGAUUUCCAAAGGAUCCAAAAGUAAGAAGCAAAUGGAUAAAGCUAACAAGAAGAACAACAGAACCAGGUCCCGGAGCUUUUUUGUGUAGUUGUUAUUUUGUAGAUGGAAAAAAAGAAAAUGGGCCAACCAUUUUUUUACACAAUGAAGGAAAAAUGUUUCACGACCAAUAUCCCCAGAAAAAGAAAAGACCACUUCAAGAUGGGUUGGAAUUGCAAAUUGAACCACAAGCAUCUACGUCAAAAGAAACAGACGACUUCUCUCAAAGCAAUCAUGUUAUGACAGAAGCAGAAAACUAUUUCUUACGACAAAGUCUAGAAAAAGCUACAGGUAGUCUCUCUCACUUAUCAGAAACAUUCUCCUUUGAUCAUAUUAGGAGUGAUAAUAAUUUGGUCAUUUUAUAUACUGGUUUGCCUACAACAGAUGUAUUCAUGGCUCUGUAUCAUUUGUUGGAAAAAAAUGAAAUAAGAUAUUAUUUUAAAUGGAAGGUAGAAAAAAUGAGAAAAAUUGAUGAGCUGCUCAUGACUUUGAUGAAAUUGGAACAAAAUUUUCCACAUCAAGAUUUAGCAGUAAGGUUUAAUGUUUCACAAGGCACAGUCUCAAAUGUUGUAACAACAUGGGUGCAUGCCUUGCAUGAAAUUUUAUCCAAACAAUUCAUGUCUGAAAUACCAGAUAGAAGUAAAAAUCAGUUGUGCUUACCAAACUGUUUUAGUAGUUUCACAAAUUGUAGAAUUAUAAUAGAUUGUACGGAAGUUUAUACUUGUAUAAAUCGCCAAAGUAGGUCUUCCCAGAAGUUGACGUACAGCUCAUAUAAGCAUAGAAAUACAUGCAAAGGAUUAGUGCAACAUCAGACAAAAAAAAUUGUCAAAGAUUGUGGAAUCUUAAAUCAACUUAAACCUGGAGACUUGGUAUUGGCAGAUAAAGGAUUCCUAAUUAAAGAUUUAAUGCCUCCCGGAGUUCAUAUUAACAUUCCCCCAUUUCUUACAACUCCUCAAUUCACUACAGAACAAGUUCAUCAAACUGAAUGCAUUGCUCGAGCAAGGAUUCAUGUGGAGCGUGCUAUAAGGAGAAUGAAGGUGUUCAAUAUAUUAAAUUUAAUUCCACAUUCUUUGUUACCACAUGCUGAUGCUGUGUUUCAGGUAGUAGGGGCUUUAACAAACUUGCAGUAUCCUUUAAUUAAAGAAGUUGGACAACUUUAUUAUAAAGGGAUUCAAAAGAUUGAUCAUAUCGUUAGAUUUUGUAUAAAUAGUUUUUAA
Messenger RNA from Diorhabda carinulata, 1661 nucleotides. RefSeq lists its product as uncharacterized. The transcript is spliced from 5 exons. Lineage: Eukaryota; Metazoa; Arthropoda; Insecta; Coleoptera; Chrysomelidae. The record is from RefSeq and is a predicted model, not a curated record. Bases 345 to 1661 code for a protein of 438 amino acids.